Lotus japonicus is the source of this 4105-nucleotide messenger RNA. RefSeq lists its product as uncharacterized. NCBI's taxonomy places the organism in Eukaryota, Viridiplantae, Streptophyta, Magnoliopsida, Fabales, Fabaceae. The record is from RefSeq and is a predicted model, not a curated record. The transcript is spliced from 39 exons. Gene Ontology annotation, cellular component: membrane. The coding region runs from base 143 to 3979 and encodes 1278 amino acids. Gene Ontology annotation, molecular function: lipid carrier activity.
UAAGUAAGUAAGUAAGUAGUUGCGUGUUGAUGCCGAAGAAAUAAAAGUUGCGUGUUGAUGAAAUUGAAGAGAGACUUGUGUGCGAGUUGGAGUAAGUAGCAGUUACAACAAUCUAAUCUGGAAUCUGCAAGUGCAAGCGAACAUGGAAAAUAUGAGCACCGCCAUCAUCUCUGUUGGUUUUCUAUUACAGGUACUUAUACUCUCUUGGUUUUCGCCUUCGCUCACUGCUGCCCAGAUAUCUAGGUCUAUCCAUUCCAAUGAAUACUGCGCAAUGUAUGAUAUAUGUGGUCAGCGUAGUGAUGGCAAAGUUCUCAAUUGCCCGUACCCUUCCCCUUCUGUCAAGCCUCACGACCUCCUAUCUGCCAAAAUUCAAAGUUUGUGCCCCACCAUAACCGGAAAUGUUUGCUGCACGGAGGAACAGUUUGACACAUUAAGAGUACAGGUUCAGCAGGCCGUACCAAUUCUAGUCGGCUGUCCUGCAUGUUUGAGGAACUUUCUAAAUCUUUUCUGUGAACUUUCUUGCUCUCCCAAUCAGAGUCUCUUCAUCAAUGUCACUUCCAUUUCUCAGGUUGAUGGUAAUAUGACAGUGGAUGGAAUUGAUCUCUAUGUAACUGAAACUUUUGGAGAAGGUCUAUAUAGUGCAUGUAAGGAUGUAAAGUUUGGGACAAUGAAUACAAGGGCCAUAGAUUUUGUUGGGGCUGGAGCUAACAAUUACAAAGAGUGGUUUGCAUUUCUUGGACAAAAAGUGCCUCCUGGUUUUCCUGGUUCACCUUAUUCUAUAGAUUUUAAGACAACCAUUCUUGACUCAUCUCCAAUGGAACUUAUGAAUGCAUCUGUCUAUUCUUGUAAUGACACUUCACUGGGCUGCUCUUGUGGUGACUGUCCUUCAUCUCCUGUCUGCUCAGAUUCAAAACCUUCUCCACCAAAAAAAGAUCCCUGCUCCAUUAAAAUGGGAUCUCUAAAGGUCAGAUGCGUGGAUUUAUCAUUAGCUGUCUUAUACAUUGUAUUGGUUUUCGUGUUGUUUGGAUGGAUACUAUUGCAAAGGACAAGACAAAGGAGGAGACUUGGAUCCAGUGCAGAACCAUUGUUGGUCAGUGAAGGACGUAGUUUUACUAAUCUCCCAAAGGAUGGAGAGGUGCUAGUGAUCGAUCCUCAAAGGCAGAAUGAGGUGCAAUAUUCUUUUAUUCAAGAGUGGUUGUCCAACUUUUACAGGGCUUAUGGAAGAUGGGCUGCUAGAAGGCCCACCAUUGUUCUUUGUUCCUCAUUGGCAAUUGUUAUUUUGCUUUGUUUUGGUCUGCUACGUUUUAAUGUGGAGACCCGACCUGAGAAGUUAUGGGUAGGUCCUGAAAGUAAGGCAGCAGAAGAGAAAGAAUUUUUUGAUAGCCACCUUGCCCCAUUCUACAGAAUUGAACAGCUCAUAAUAGCCACACUCCCUGAGUCUGAACAUGGCAAGCCACCGAGUAUCGUAACAGAUGACAAUAUUGAAUUACUUUUUGAGAUACAGGAAAAGGUUGAUGAAAUUCGUGCAAAUUAUUCUGGUUUAUUGGUAUCUCUCAGUGACAUUUGCUUGAAGCCUUUAGGCGAGGACUGUGCGACCCAAAGCAUUUUGCAGUAUUUUCAAAUGGACCCUGACAAUUUUGACAACUAUGGAGGUGUUGAACAUGCCGAGUAUUGUUUUCAGCAUUACACUUCUACGGAGACAUGCUUUAGUGCAUUUAAGGCUCCCCUUGAGCCAACUACUGCCCUGGGAGGGUUUUCUGGAAACAACUAUUCUGAGGCUUCUGCAUUUAUUAUCACAUACCCUGUCAACAAUGCACUUACAAAAGUUGGAGAUGAGAAUGGGAAGGCAAUUGCUUGGGAAAAAGCUUUCAUCCAGUUGGCUAAGGAGGAAUUGCUGCCAAUGGUACAAUCUAGCAAUCUUACUUUGUCAUUUUCAUCUGAAAGUUCAAUUGAGGAAGAAUUGAAGAGAGAAAGCACUGCCGAUAUCAUAACAAUACUUGUGAGCUAUAUUGUCAUGUUUGCUUAUAUAUCGGUGACAUUGGGAGAUACUCCACCUCGUCUAUCUUCUUUCUACCUCUCGUCUAAGGUAUUGCUUGGUCUUUUGGGGGUUUUGCUUGUUGUGCUUUCUAUCCUUGGAUCAGUUGGACUUUUCAGUGCUCUUGGAGUAAAAUCCACACUAAUUAUAAUGGAAGUCAUACCUUUUCUGGUUUUAGCUGUUGGUGUAGAUAACAUGUGUAUAAUCGUAGAUGCUGUGAAACGGCAAUCCUCAGAUUUACCAAUAGAAGAGCAAAUAAGCAAUGCAAUGGGGGAAGUUGGCCCAUCCAUAACACUGGCAAGCUUAUCAGAGGUUCUGGCAUUUGCAGUAGGAUCAUUCAUUUCUAUGCCAGCAUGCCGUGUAUUCUCCAUGAUGGCAGCUUUGGCGGUUCUACUGGACUUCCUUCUACAAGUUACUGCUUUUGUGGCUUUGGUUACAUUAGACUUUGUGAGAGCCAAGGAUAACAGGAUUGACUGCUUUCCAUGCUUAAAGUUGAAUCACUCUGUGGAUCAGGGUGAAGGUAUUAGACAGGAAAGAGAUGGAUUGCUGACACGAUACAUGAAGGAGGUUCAUGCACCACUUCUUGGACUGUGGGGCGUUAAAAUCUUGGUCAUCGUCAUAUUUGCUGCAUUUACCUUAGCAAGCAUUGCAUUAUCUACAAGGAUUGAACCUGGUCUUGAGCAACAGAUUGCUCUUCCACGGGAUUCCUACCUUCAGGGAUAUUUCAGUAACAUUUCUGAAUACCUCAGAGUUGGGCCACCAUUAUAUUUUGUUGUCAAGGAUUACAAUUAUAGUUCAGAAUCCAACCACACAAACCAGCUAUGCUCCAUUAGCCAUUGUGAUUCAAAUUCUCUUUUAAAUGAGAUAUCUAGAGCAUCAUUGAUACCAAAAUCAAGCUACAUUGCCAAGCCAGCUGCCUCAUGGCUUGAUGAUUUCCUCGUAUGGAUAUCACCCGAAGCUUUUAGUUGCUGUCGAAAAUUCACAAAUAGCUCUUAUUGUCCACCUGAUGAUCAGCCACCUUGCUGUUUACCAGAUGAAGGACCAUGUGGGUUGGGUGGAGUGUGCAAAGACUGUACAACUUGUUUCCGCCACUCAGAUUUGGUCAAUGAUCGUCCAUCUACAGCACAGUUUAGAGAUAAGCUUCCCUGGUUUCUUGAUGCAUUGCCAUCAGCUGAUUGUGCAAAGGGUGGUCAUGGGGCUUACACCAAUAGUAUUGAUAUGAAUGGUUACGAGGGUGGUAUCAUACAAGCUUCUGAGUUUCGUACUUAUCACACACCAGUUAACAGACAAGGUGACUAUGUUAAUGCAAUACGAGCUGCAAGGGAGUUUUCCUCUAGACUUUCUGCUUCUUUAAAGAUGGAUAUAUUUCCAUACUCAGUGUUCUAUAUUUUCUUUGAACAAUACCUGGAUAUAUGGAAGAUAGCCCUGAUCAACAUUGCAAUAGCACUAGGUGCUGUUUUUGUUGUUUGUCUGGUCAUCACGUCCAGCUUGUGGAGUUCAGCAAUCAUUUUACUUGUUCUGGUUAUGAUAAUUUUGGACCUCCUGGGUGUAAUGGCAAUUCUUGGUAUUCAACUAAAUGCAGUCUCGGUUGUAAACCUUAUUAUGUCAAUAGGAAUUGCUGUAGAGUUCUGUGUGCAUAUAGCACAUGCAUUCAUGGUAAGCUCAGGGGAUAGGAGCCUACGAGCAAAGACAGCAUUGUGUACCAUGGGGGCUUCUGUAUUCAGUGGAAUCACACUUACGAAACUUGUUGGAGUUCUAGUCCUUUGUUUCUCAACAUCAGAAAUUUUUGUGGUGUAUUAUUUCCAGAUGUAUCUGGCCUUGGUUAUCAUUGGCUUCUUACAUGGUCUUGUGUUUCUACCAGUGAUAUUAAGCUUGAUUGGUCCUCCUUCAAGGUAUACAGUCAUAAAGGAACAGCUAGAAGACAUGGCUUCUGCUUCAUCAUAACAUCUAUAAGGAUGAAGUUAGAUUGUCGGUUGUAACUAUUUGCUACAGGUUGACCACAUGUAUACGAUAAACAAAAAAGUUGUUGUUUAUUGAGGAUUAAUGGAUAUUCUCACAGUUAAUUUAGUA